UUUUGUUUGUUUGGGAAUCAUAUAUUUUAAUAAUUCAAAUUUAUUCAAAAAAUAUACUGGAAUUUAUUGUAAAAAUUAUACAAGCAAACAAAUAUUUAUUUUAAAUUUAAAGAUACACUAAAAUAAUCAAAAACUAUACUGAUGGACAUCAGCGCUGUAACUUAAGAAAAACAAAAAUAAUAUUCUAAAAGAGAAUCUCCAAAUAGGCAUUUAGAUGGAAAUAGUUGUCCUGGUAAAGAAAAUACUGAUAUUAAUUAGUAAAUUAAAUAAACUUGCUUAUAAAAUAAUGAAAUUUAAUAAAAUGACAAGGCUAAGUAGCUGUAAGAAAAGCUUAAAAUAUUAAGAGAAAAUAGAUUAUAAACUGAGGAAUAAAAGUCUCGUAAGAAUUGGGACAAUGUUGAUCCAUAAAUAAUGAAAAAGAUAGUGGAUUUAGAAGAUCACAAAAGAUAUAUAAAGACUGAAUAAAAUGAAGUAAAGAAUAAUAAAAAAUAAAUCCUGUUUAAACAAAGACAUUAGUUGAUGGCAACAACAGAUGUAAUGUAAUAAAAGGUAGAGAUUAUAAUAGAUAAAGAAAAAGAUAAGCUUUUAAACGUUUUUGAUGAAUAGCUUAAUUAAAGUCGUAAAAUUAAUACUCCUUCUAAUUCAUUUUAUACAAACUCAAGAAUAAACAGAAGCAACAGUUUAGAUGCCUCUUAAUAUAGCUUUUAUAGUAGUGCUUAUAUUCAAAAUAAUAAAAAAAUAAAUUCUUAAACUAAUUAGACUCUUGACAUUAGUGCUGCUUCUUAAGCAGGCUUAUCAAACAAUUAGUCAUCAAAUUAAAUCAAUAUUAAGCUUGGAAUUUCUUAAAACCAAGAUAUACAAAGUCAAUAAUAGUAAUAAUCUAGGCAAAACCAUAGGAGUUUAAAUGCACGUUUAAAUACAAAUCAAGACUAAUAAGUUUCUUUCAAUAUCUCUCAAAAAAAUUUAAAGAUUGAUGAGGCAGCAUCAAAUAUUUGUUAUAAUAAUGAAGUAAAUAAAAUUUAAGGAAAACAACAAAGAUUGAAGUAAUAGAGAGAUAUAAGCCCAAAAUAAUAAAAUAUACUAAACUUAUAACAAUUAACUCCUAGCACAAUAUCAUAAAGAGAUUAAAAUUCAUCUUUAAAUGAUACAAAAAAGUUAGAAGUUUCCUAAUUUUACUAAAAUAACAAUUAAUCAAGCAAUAAUAGUCAGACUUGCAGACCAAAUAUUUUUUAGGAGAGUUUGCUAACUUUGGUUAAAGCUAAUUUACAAUAAUAAAAAAAUAGCUUGCAAGUAUCAUAAAAUAAUUACAAUUAAGAAGAAUCUUAAGGGAAUAGUUAACAGGUUAAAAGCUCAAUUCAUUUCUCUCAUUUUAUGUAGGAGAGUUUUGCAGUAAAGCAGCAAUUAGAAAAUACAGAAAAUCAUUCAAACUAAGGUUGCUAAUCUGAAGAGUAAAAAACACUACCAAGAGGAAUUAAUUAGAUUGUUAAUUCUUAUCAAGGACCUGCCUCUUUUUUAAACUAAAACAACUCUCUACUUAUAAAUUAACUGCCAUAAGAUUUUAACAAUAAGCAAAAGUAAAACAGUAUCCAUAAUAAUAAUACACUAGGCAGAAGAUCUAAAAAUCAAAGCAAUUCAGAUGCUCUUGAUAAUGAAGAGGCUUAUUGGGGUACUGCUACAAAUGGAACAACUAUUUCUUUUAAUGAAGAUUAGCAUCAUUCAAAACAAUCAGUAGAAAAGAUAAACUUUACAACAAUUUAUAAUAAAUCUGAUAACAGUAUUCAAAUAAUAGAUGAAAGAAAAAAAUCAGAUGGGAACUUAAUGAAAAUAAUGGAAAAAUCUAUCUUAAAAGACAAUCAUAAAAAUAUAAAUUAUCUUUCGAAUGCUGAUAGCUAUGACAACAGUGCCGAUUCCUAAUAACGUUACUAAGCAGAUGCAUUUAUCAGUAAUGAAUUAAAAAUAUCACCAUUCUAAAAAAGGAAAGUUAACCUAUUAAAUUAAUCUUAAAGUAUCACAUCAAAUAAUUUAGUAAUCACAUGCUGCCCAAACUGCAAUAAAACUUUACCAUAGUAUGAAGAGCUAUAUUAUGAUCAGCUAUCAAACAGCUAGAACAGUAAUACUUAAAGUAGAGGAUAAAGCAGCGAAUUAAAUGGUCAUUUAAAAAAUAAUACAUAACCUUUUAAAAAUUUAAAUACAUUUGGGUCAAUUAAUGAAGUUCAUUUUAAAUCAAGUCUACUUAAUGAAGACUCUAACGAAAAAAUAUCAAAAGGCGAUAACAAUUUUUUGCAAUAAUUAAGAGAAAUGCAAUAGAAAUAAAGUUUAGGAGAAGAAUAGCUCUUAAAUUAAAAAAGAAUAUAGGAAUUAGAAUAUACUAUUGGAUAAUUAUAUAAGGAGAUAGAAGUUAGGGAUGAUAAUAUAGCUUGGCUUAGAAAAUAAAGAGCGAUUGGCUCUGGAUUUACCUAAUAAAUAAAUAAUAAAAAAUCUGAAUAUAGCAAAAAAAUAAUAUUGUGCUUAAAAUCUUAGAAUAGAAAAUUAAAAAAUAAAAUUUAGCGUUUAGAAACUAGUAAUAAAUGCUUGAUACAAGAAAAUCUUUCUCAAUAAGGUUUAAUAUAGGAAUAUGAAUAUUAAUUAGAUAAUUUAUUUGAAUCGAUAUUUUAAAAUGAAAAAGAAUUAAAAUAGCUUAAAAAAUAAUAAAAAAAGAGCUCAAAGGCAUUUGAGAAUAUUAUUGUUGCAGAAGAUAAAGUCAAUUAAAACUUCGAAGAAUUUAAAGAUAAAUUAGAAAGAAUUCUUGUUGGGUAUUCAAAUUAACUUGAAUCAUUAAACCAAAAUGAAUAAUAUUAUAAUCAAAUUAGUAAAGAAAAUGUAAUUUUGAAAUAAGAGAGAGAUGAGCUCAUGAAAAUUAUUGAAAUGAAUAGAAAGCAGUAGUGA
Molecule: messenger RNA, 2925 nt
Organism: Tetrahymena thermophila SB210
Lineage: Eukaryota; Ciliophora; Oligohymenophorea; Hymenostomatida; Tetrahymenidae
Exons: 2
Source: RefSeq, a predicted model, not a curated record